This is a messenger RNA of Lolium rigidum, 728 nucleotides long. RefSeq lists its product as uncharacterized. The transcript is spliced from 3 exons. The record is from RefSeq and is a predicted model, not a curated record. Lineage: Eukaryota; Viridiplantae; Streptophyta; Magnoliopsida; Poales; Poaceae. Bases 289 to 705 code for a protein of 138 amino acids.
GAACCAAAGCAUCAUGAAUCACACACCAUUGUGAUAUAACGUAGUCCCGCCAUUGUGCAUCAUAAAUCACAACCUAAUUCAACUGGCAAGCAAGAAGAGAGCAUGUUCCUUGCUUCAACACUAUUUACUUAGACCGUCACCCUCCUCGGCAGCUUCUCUGAGCUUCAAAUCGAUAAAAUUGGAGGCCUGAACUGGGAGAUGCAAGAUUAAGGAGUCUGCUGCAAAGUAGUAGUCCUCUUUAGGUUUCUCCAAGUCAGCUGCUGGCAGAAUACUUCUUCUGUGAGACUGAUGGUAGAAGUUCUGAUGAGCUCCAAGUCUAAAAUCACUCUGUUCAUGACAGUAGUGGAGCUGGGCUCAGUGGAAAGUAGUACCUUGUGUACAUGUGAGUUAUUUACUGAAAUGUUCAUCCAUGUCCAUCUCAAUGUUGUCGGUGCAGAUCAGACACACACACCUGAAGAAAUGCCAUUCAAUUGGAACAGAGGGACUAUUCCACAGGCAAAACCGGAAUGUUGUUACAGAAGAAAAGGAAAAGGAGGUACCUGCUUACAUCAUUAUUUUUGUAAAGUCCAAGCAAUGCUCUUCCUGCAGAUGCUCGUGAAGGAAGGGGACCUCCAAUUUAAGGCGGUAUUCGAUUUCCAUUCUUCAGAAGUCACAGAGGCAAGAUUCAGAACUAAAGCGCAAGUGCAAUCCAGGAGCCGGUGCUGAUCAUCCCUUACAGGACGCACAAG